Molecule: messenger RNA, 1792 nt
Organism: Paecilomyces variotii
Lineage: Eukaryota; Fungi; Ascomycota; Eurotiomycetes; Eurotiales; Thermoascaceae
Exons: 7
Coding region: 144-1658 (504 amino acids)
Biological process (GO): ketone body catabolic process
Molecular function (GO): succinyl-CoA:3-oxo-acid CoA-transferase activity
Source: RefSeq, a predicted model, not a curated record
GCACAUUUCCCCCUCGAUGAUCCCUAGCCGAUUCUCCUUCAGCUCCACGAGCUCACUUGGACUUCUUCUUUUCUUUCUCUUCCUUCUUUCCUUCUCAUGUGCACCAAUUCCUCCAGGACAGUCAACAGGUUGCGGUGCUCAGUAUGAAGGCGAAGGUCAGUCCGCUGUUCAGCCCCAUAUGGCGGCGGAACUUCUCCGCAUCCUCCGCCCAGAGGGCGAUCGACAAGGUCGUUCCCUCCGCCGCGGAGGCUGUUAAGGACGUGAAGGGAGACUCUACGCUUCUCGUGGGAGGAUUUGGUUUCUCCGGUGUUCCCAACACGCUCAUCAAUGCCCUGCGGGACAGGCCCGAAUUGAAGGGCUUCACCGUUGUCUCCAACAAUGCUGGCAUGCCAGGAGUCGGCCUGGGCCAACUCCUUGAAUCCGGUCAGAUUAGCAAGAUGAUCGCUUCCUUCAUUGGCGAAAACAAGGUCUUCGAGAAGAUGUACCUCACCGGAGAUCUGUCUCUGGAGCUCACUCCUCAAGGCUCAAUUGCAGAGAAGUGCGCUGCUGGUGCUGCUGGUGUCCCCGCUUUCUAUACCCCUGCUGCUUAUGGAACUAUCGUGCAAACUGGUGAACUCCCUGUCCGCUACAACAAAGACGGAACUGUCGCAGAAAAGUCGAAACCCAAGGAAACCCGUGAAUUCAAUGGCAAGCAAUACGUUCUGGAAGAGGCUAUCUUCGGUGACUACGCUCUGGUCAAGGUCCACAAGGCAGACAAGCUUGGUAACUGCCAGUUCCGCAAGGCCAUGAACAACUUCAACGAGGCUAUGGGAAAGAACGCCAAGGUUACUCUCGUCGAGGCCGAUCAGAUCGUCGAGGUUGGCGAGAUCGCUCCCGAGGACAUUCAUCUGCAGGGUAUCUACGUCGACAAGGUCAUCCAGAGCACCGAGCCCAAGAAGAUCGAGAAGUACACCUACGCCAAGGACCCGAACGAGUUGCUGAAGGCCGGCAGCGGAGAUGCCACUGCUCGCCGUGAGCGUAUCGUCCGUCGUGCCGCUAAGGAGUUCAAGGACGGCAUGUACGUGAACUUGGGUAUUGGAAUUCCUCUUAUCGCCCCCUCUUUCCUGCCCGAGGGUGUGGAAGUCGUCUUGCAAUCUGAAAACGGUAUCCUUGGACUUGGUGGUUACCCCAAGCCCGGCGAGGAGGACCCUGACCUCAUCAACCCGGGUAAGGAAACCGUUGUUCUGGGCCGUGGCGCUUCUCUGUUCGGAUCGCACGAGAGUUUCGGUAUGAUUCGCGCUGGUAAGAUCGAUCUCACCAUGCUGGGUGCGCUGCAGGUCAGCCAGUACGGAGAUCUUGCCAACUUCAUGCUUCCCGGUAAAGUCAAGGGUAUUGGUGGUGCUAUGGACCUGGUUGCGAACCCUGAGAAGACCAAGGUCGUCGUCACCAUGGAGCACGUUGAUAAGAAGGGCAACCCCAAGAUCCUUUCUGAGUGCACCUUCCCCCUGACCGGUCCCCGCUGUGUCUGGAAGAUCAUCACCGAUCUCGCCGUCUUUGAUGUCAGCCCCACCGAGGGUCUGACCUUGAGGGAGUUUGCUGAAGGUGUUAGCGUUGACGAGAUCAAGGCUAAGACGGCCGCUCCCUUCAAGGUUGCAGAUGAUCUGAAGCCAAUGCUUUAAGUUAAUCUGCAUGAUAUUAUAUAUAAUGAUUACAAAAUCGAAAUUUUCUUUCAAAUAAUAGCCCAGUCUGAAAAUGCCUUGUCUUGUCGACCACGUAGAAGACAAUAACAAGCAUAAACCGAGUAACUAUACGC